ACGCGUCCUUCCGCCGCGCGCUUUUCGCCCGACGGCUUUUCCGUUCUCCGCUCAGAUACUCGUCUCACGCUGCUCCGAUCGCUCGGGAUUGCAAACUCGGUAAUUUCGUUGGUAACGCAGUUCGCAAAACAAAGCCGCCACCAUGGAUGUCAUCAAGAAGAAAAUGCAAGCGAUGAAGCUUGAGAAAGACAAUGCUAUGGACAAGGCCGAUACCUGCGAAGCGCAGGCGAAAGAUGCGAAUUUGCGCGCGGACAAGGUCCUCGAGGAAGUCGCGGACCUCAGGAAAAAAUUAACUCAGGUUGAGGCGGAUCUGGAGGCUAACAAGCAAGCUCUCGAGCAGGCUAACAAGGAUCUCGAGGAUCGCGAAAAGUCUCUUACCAACGCUGAAUCCGAGGUCGCUGCCCUUAACCGAAAAGUCCAGCUUAUUGAGGAGGACCUCGAGCGCUCGGAGGAACGACUGAACACCGCGACCGCCAAGCUGACCGAGGCGUCGCAGGCCGCUGACGAGUCUAGCCGUAUGUGCAAAGUAUUGGAAAACCGGGCGCAGCAGGACGAGGAGAGGAUGGACCAACUGACGAACCAGCUGAAGGAGGCUCGCCUGCUCGCGGAGGACGCCGACGGAAAAUCUGAUGAAGUGUCGCGCAAGCUGGCCUUCGUUGAGGACGAGCUCGAAGUCGCGGAGGAUCGUGUGAAAUCUGGCGAGGCCAAGAUCAUGGAACUGGAAGAAGAGUUGAAGGUUGUUGGUAACAGCUUGAAAUCAUUGGAAGUCUCCGAAGAAAAGGCCAAUCAACGAGUCGAAGAAUUCAAGCGUCAAUUGAAAACUUUGACGGUCAAACUAAAGGAAGCCGAAGCUCGCGCAGAAUUUGCCGAAAAGACCGUCAAGAAGCUCCAGAAGGAGGUUGAUAGGCUCGAAGAUGAAUUGGGCAUCAACAAGGACAGAUACAAGUCGCUGGCCGAUGAAAUGGACUCGACGUUCGCCGAAUUGGCAGGAUAUUAGAUUAUUUUAUCUCGCUAUGUUUUGUGCCUAAUAAUCUUCUUGUCGGGAAACCAACAUUCUGUAUUUUUGCGAACCGUUACAGCUCAACAUCAAUGUCGUUUGACGGAGAGGAGAGGCAUGGCUGAAAAAUUAAUGCCGUGAACAUGAUACACAUGAUACACUACACUCACGUCCUUUGUAAUUAAUAUUGUUAUAAUGGAAAUUAUCGACGUGACUAGGUCGCGAUCAAUUCUAUUCUGUUAUAUUAUUGUACGAAAGAUUAAGGGACAGUCAAUAAACAGUUACAAACUCAAAAGAGA
Pogonomyrmex barbatus (red harvester ant) is the source of this 1296-nucleotide messenger RNA. RefSeq names its product tropomyosin 2 (gene Tm2). The record is from RefSeq and is a predicted model, not a curated record. Lineage: Eukaryota; Metazoa; Arthropoda; Insecta; Hymenoptera; Formicidae.